CGCACGAGGGGGGUGAGCAGAGGCAUUCCUCGUUCCUCUCUCUAUUCUUCUCUGUCUGCCGACUGAUGCUCGCGCGUUCACUCAGCGCAGAUAUGAGCGCAGAUCGCAGUGAAGUUUGAAGAAGACAGAGAGCAGCGCGCGGUCGGAUUAUUAUUUACAUCAAACUUGCUGCAUAACUCGUCCGGCGUUUGCCUUGAGAGUUCCUAACUUUCUCUUUCAUCCGUUUGGUUUGACCAUGGGCUUUUCUCGGAAAAAGGCGUUUUAUUGGCCCGUUUGGUCGUUUGCUGUUGUUUUUGUGAUUUUGAGUCAGCGUUGUCAUGGAAGUUGUUCAGAAAAGGAGCUGGAAAAGCGAGAAGAAGAGGCGUAUAUAGUUUUAACUGGGACUGUAGAGGAGAUCUUGAACAUGGAUCCGGUGCACAACACUUAUUCCUGCAAGGUCAGGGUAUGGCGUUACCUAAAAGGCAAGACCAUGGUGAAUGGAGAGGUGCUGCUGGACGGAGGAAACAAGGUGAUGAUCGGCGGUUUCGGAGACCCCCAUAUUUGCGACAAUCAGGUGGCCACCGGAGAUACGCGCAUUUUCUUUGUCAACCUGGCCCCUGAGUUCAUGUGGCCGAGCCACAAGAACGAACUGAUGCUCAACUCGAGCCUGAUGAGGAUUACUCUCCGCAACUUGGAGGAGGUGGAGCACUGCGUUGAAGAUAAACCUGUUCACUUCACACCGGCUCCUCCUCCUGAUGGUUGCAGAGGAAAGCUGUGUGGAUUUGGAGCGGUGUGUGAGAGAGACCCGACUGACCCCUCUAAAGGAGAGUGUGUUUGUAAGAAGAUUGUAUGCACGUCUGUGGUGGCGCCGGUGUGCGGAUCUGACUCCUCUACCUAUUCCAAUGAGUGUGAGCUGGAGAAGGCCCAGUGCAAUACACAGAGACGCAUCAAGGUGAUGCGCAAAGGCCCCUGUGACCUGAAGGACCCAUGCAGUGAGGUGACCUGUAGCUUUGGCAGCACCUGCAUCCAGUCAUCCGAUGGUCUGUCCGCCAAGUGCAUGUGUCCUCUGAGUUGUGAGAACGUCCCCAAGCACGUGGUGUGUGGCAGCGACGGCCUGGACUACCAAAGUGAAUGUGAGCUCCACAUGAAAGCCUGCGCCACUCAGAAGAACAUCCGCGUGCAUCACCAAGGCCGCUGCGAUCCUUGCAGUGACACUCUGAACAGCUUGAGUGUGGCCUGUCGGGUGAACCCAAAGACCUACAAGCAGUUUACCUUCGCCCCAGCCGAUUCCUGCCCGCCCGACAGUACACCCAUCUGCGCCAGCGACGGCCACACUUACUAUAGCGAGUGUCAGAUGGAGCGGACGGCCCUGCAGAACAACCUGGAGCUCAAGAAGGUCUCUUCAGGCAGCUGCAAGGAGAACGGGGGCUGCCCGAACGGUUGUAAGUUCAACGCCAUGUGUUUGCUGGAAAACGGAGAGUUUCAGUGUUCCUGCGACCCCAUACAAUGUGACGGCACGUACAAGCCCCUGUGCGGAAAGGAUGGAAAGACAUACCCCAACGACUGCGAGAGGAAACUCGAAGAGUGCCGGACCGAAACAGACAUCCCCAUCAAGCAACAAGGGCCCUGUGGAUGGUUGGAGUGGCCCUCCCUGCAGCUUCAGCCCUCAUGGCACUAUUUGGAAGGGAAUCACACUUCCUUUUCAGCAGAUGAGUCCUGCAACAACUGCUCGUUUGGCGCGAUCUGCGACGCUCAGACUGGCCGGUGCGUGUGCCCCAAAGGGUGUUUGGAAACACGGCAGCCCGUGUGCGGCAGCGACGGGAUGACGUACGAGAACGAGUGCAAGCUGAACGUGGAAGCCUGCACUAAGCAGCUGGAUCUCAGAGUGGUGGCCCAUGGAGAAUGCAAAACCUGUGGCAGCACUGUGUGUAGCUGGGGAGCACGGUGCGUGCAGAACCAGUGUGAGUGUCAGCAGUGCACGGGUCAGCCAGUGAAACCCGUGUGCGGCAGUGACGGCAACACCUACAACAACGACUGUGAGCUGCGGCUGGCCUCCUGCAAGAAACAGAGGAAGAUUGAGGUGGCCAAACCUGGCAUCUGUGAUGAAGACUGCGGUUCAGGAGGCUCAGGUUCAGGAUCUGAAACCUGCGAGCAGGAUCGUUGUCGACGAUACGGCGGAUCAUGGGAUGACGACACAGAGGAUGACCGCUGCGUGUGUGACUUCACCUGUCAAACAGUGCCGCGCAGCUCAGUGUGCGGCUCUGAUGGGAACACAUACACCAGCGAGUGUGAGCUGAAGAAGGCCAGGUGUGAGAAGCAAAUGGACUUGCUGCUCCAGAGCCAAGGUCCCUGCUCAGCUAUCAUAUCAGCUCCUACAGAGCUCGUCGCCUCCCAGCACUGUAGCGAAACUGUUUACGGAUGCUGCCAAGACAAUAAGACCGCUGCCCUGGGUGUUGGACUGGCUGGGUGUCCUAGUGUGUGUCAGUGUAAUCAUUACGGCUCAUACGGAGGCACCUGCGACCCGUCCACCGGCCAGUGCUCCUGUAAACCCGGCGUCGGGGGACUCAAGUGCGACCGCUGUGAGCCCGGAUUCUGGAACUUCCGAGGCAUCGUUACAGAGAACAUGAGUGGCUGCACACCGUGUAACUGUGAUGGAGUGGGUUCGGUUCGUGACGACUGUGAGCAGAUGUCAGGGCUGUGCUCAUGUAAGCCUGGAGUUAAGGGCAUGAAAUGCAACGUGUGCCCCGACGGCAGCAAGAUGGGAGCCAACGGCUGUGACAAAGGACCUGAGGCACCCAAGUCCUGUGAUGAGCUUGUGUGCCACUUUGGGGCAUCAUGUGUGGAGGUGAACGGACAGGCUCACUGUGAGUGCCCGUCGCCAGAUUGUGAUGAGAAAAACAAGACCAAGGUAUGUGGUUCUGAUGGGGUCACCUAUGCAGACCGAUGCCAGCUGAGGACUAUCGCAUGCAGACAAGAUAAAGAGAUCACUGUGGAGCAUUUAGGCCAGUGCAAAGAAUCCAUUGAGCUGACGGCCAAACCCACCCCCUUCCCAACCACCCACCGCACCACCCCUCCCACCGCUCACGUCAAGAUCACCAAACAGCGCCAUGGCCACACCACCACCACUACUUCAAGCAUUCUCAAGGAUCUGGACAGCUUCGUGGUGGAGGCACUGCCUCCACCGAAGGUGGUCGAGGCAGGAAAGUACUCCAGCACUUUCACCACCCACCGCCCCACCACACUCAACAAACCACCCCGCACCUCAUCCCCACCCCUGGACUCCAGCCCUGACUUUGACGAAUCGGGCAGUGGAGAGCCCAGUGGGGACGACGAGAUGGUGAGCGGAAUGGCGGAGAGCGGAGAAGAGCCACUUGGUACAACAGUAGCAACUACCACUCUUCCCACAGCCGAAGAACGGUCUUCCUGUGACAACACACCUUUCGGCUGCUGUCCCGAUGGGAAGACGGCCGCCAUCAGCUCUGAGAAUACAAACUGCCCCUCCACCAUGCGUUUCAGUGGCUUCCUGCACCUGGAUAAGGUAGAGGGUCAGGAGGUCUUCUACACGCCUGAGAUGGAAGACCCCAAGUCAGAGCUGUUCGGCGAAACGGCUCGGAGCAUCGAAAGUGCUCUGAAUGAGUUGUUCCGCAAGUCAGAUGUGCAGAAAGACUUCCAGAGUGUCCGUGUGAAGAAUCUGGCCCCCAGCAACUCCAUAAUUGCCUUUAUCGAGGUUCACUUUGACCCAGACACAAGGUUCAGUGUGGAGGCUAUUGAGGGAGCCCUUCUCAAACAGCUCAAGGCGUCUAAAGACACUGGUAUCCUUGUGAAGAAACCUGAGGAAGAGAACAUCCGCAUCACCACCUAUGGCCUUUCAGCUGUUCCUUUCUUCACCACCACCACGACCACCGUAGCGUCAGUCACAACUCCCACCACCACUACGCUGUCUCCCACUUCUGCAUUUACCACGCUCCGCCCAACCACCACCAGAUGGCCCUUCACCAGCCGCAGGACCACCACAGAUGCACCAGCCACCACCACUCCAUCCAAGGCCCCCACAACCACAGUCUCGCUGAAGAACAGACUGGCGGUCCACGGCAACAAGCCGUGCGACUCCCAGCCCUGCCGUCACGGUGGAACCUGCGAGGAGGAGGACAAUGACUUCACCUGUAUCUGUCCUGCAGGAAGAGGAGGAGCUGUGUGCGAGAAAGUUAUAAAGUACUUCAUACCAUCCUUUGGUGGCAAGUCUUACCUGGCUUUCCGAACCAUGAGGGCCUACCACACUGUGCGAAUUGCCAUGGAGUUCAGAGCUUCGGAAAUGACAGGGAUAUUGCUGUAUAAUGGCCAAAAGGGCAAAAAGGACUUCUUGUCUCUGGCACUGAUUGAGGGACAUGUGGAGCUCAGGUUUAACACUGGUUCUGGGACGGCUUCAGUGAUCAGUAAGGUCCUGGUAAGACCGGGUCGCUGGCAUCAGCUCGUAGUAGUGCGUAACAGGCGUAAUGCCAUGCUGAGCGUGGACAAUGAGCCGAGCGUUGAAGGACAAAGUCCCCCAGGAACAGAUGGACUCAACCUGGACACAGACCUUUUCAUCGGAGGAGUGCUUGAAGACAUGAUACCAGAUGUAAAGGAGAGGACGUCAGUUUCCACAGGCCUGGUGGGCUGCAUCCGCAUGCUGGACGUCAACAACUUGUUCUAUAACCUGCAAGAGAAUGGCGACAGCGUUUUGUACGGCUCAGGCGUGGGUGAGUGCGGCAACAAUCCAUGCAUGCCGAACCCCUGCAAGAACGGAGCCUCCUGCCAGGUCAAAGAAGCCGAGAUGUUCCACUGCAAAUGUGUCAAUGGUUUCUCUGGUCCUACCUGCGCUGACGCCCACAACCCUUGCGACCCCAAUAAAUGCCACCCGUCAUCGCGGUGCCAGGUCCUUCCGGAGGGAGGUUACAAAUGCGAAUGUCCAAUGGGACGUGAAGGCAAGCACUGUGAAAAAGUGUCAGACAAGGGAGGCGCUUUCAUUCCUUACUUUACUGGAGAUUCUUUCCUGGAGCUCAAGGGCCUUCAUCUCUACGGCCAGGAUCUGAGGCAAAAGUUCAGCAUGACUGUGGUUCUGUUGGCCAAUGACUCCAAAGGCAUGAUCUUCUACAACGGUCAAAAGACUGACGGCAAAGGAGAUUUCAUCUCUCUCUCCCUGAAUGAUGGUAUCUUGGAGUUUAGAUAUGACCUGGGCAAAGGACCAGCUGUCAUUAGGAGUAAAGAAAAAAUCAAGCUGAACGAAUGGAGCACAGUGAAUCUGGAGAGGGCCAGCAGAAAAGGAGAGAUCAGCAUUAACGGCAAAGACCCCGUCAGAGGAGAAGCGCCGAAUCAGCACACAGAUCUUAAUCUGAAGGAGUCGCUCUUUGUGGGCGGAGCCCCUGAUUUCCGCAAAGUAGCCAGAGCUGCUGCGAUCAAAGAUGGCUUCAAAGGGGCCAUUCAGAAGAUUACUCUGAUGGGAAUUCCAAUCCUGAAAUCUGAUAACGCCCUUCACUCCAGUGAUGUGUCCAUGUAUCCCUACCACCCCUGCUCCAAAGAUGUUUGUGAGAACGGAGGCCGCUGCAACCCUCUGUUGGACAGCUACGAGUGCGUCUGCCGCCACGGAUUCACUGGACAGCACUGCCAGGACGCAAUAAUCGAGAAAUCUGCUGGGGACACCGAGGCCAUUGCGUUCGAUGGUCAUACUUUCAUUGAAUAUCACAACGGAGUCACCAAGAGCGAGAAGGCCCUGCUGGUGAAUAAAUUUGAACUGAGCAUCAGGACUGAGGCUACUCACGGUCUGAUUUUGUGGAGCGGCAAGGGAGUGGAGCGAUCCGAUUACAUCGCCCUCGCAAUUGUGGACGGCCGUGUGCAGAUGACCUAUGACCUUGGCUCCAAGCCUGUGGUGCUGCGCUCCUCUGUACGGGUCAACACCAACCGCUGGAUACGAAUCAAGGCCAGCAGAGCGCUCAGAGACGGCUCGCUGCAGGUUGGUAAUGAGGCAGCUGUCACUGGGUCAUCACCCUUGGCGGCCACACAGCUGGACACAGACGGCGCUCUCUGGUUGGGUGGUCUGGAGGAGCUGUCCGUAGCUCGCCGGUUGCCCAAGGCUUACAGCACAGGCUUUGUUGGCUGCGUGAAAGACGUGAUAGUCGACGGGGUGGAACUACAUCUGGUUGAGGACGCCUUAAACAGUCCCAAAAUUGUACACUGUUCUGCCAAAUAGGCUGUCACCACGUUCCUCCCAACACCAUGUCUACUGCUGUAAUUAUUUUUCUAU
Messenger RNA from Sinocyclocheilus rhinocerous, 6256 nucleotides. Its product is annotated as agrin-like. The transcript is spliced from 36 exons. Bases 236 to 6202 code for a protein of 1988 amino acids. Gene Ontology annotation, molecular function: calcium ion binding; laminin binding. Gene Ontology annotation, biological process: multicellular organism development; receptor clustering; cell differentiation. The record is from RefSeq and is a predicted model, not a curated record. Gene Ontology annotation, cellular component: extracellular region. NCBI's taxonomy places the organism in Eukaryota, Metazoa, Chordata, Actinopteri, Cypriniformes, Cyprinidae.